Molecule: messenger RNA, 1482 nt
Organism: Sinocyclocheilus rhinocerous
Lineage: Eukaryota; Metazoa; Chordata; Actinopteri; Cypriniformes; Cyprinidae
Product: extracellular calcium-sensing receptor-like
Exons: 4
Biological process (GO): G protein-coupled receptor signaling pathway
Cellular component (GO): plasma membrane
Molecular function (GO): G protein-coupled receptor activity
Source: RefSeq, a predicted model, not a curated record
AUGCUUGUUUUUCUUUACACACUUUUGCUUUUCCAUCACCUUCAUACAAAGGCGGAGAACACUGUUUGCCAACUGAUGGGAGACCCUAAGUACCCGCUGUUAUCCAAGGAAGGAGACGUAACUAUUGGAGCAGUGCUUUCAGUUCACGGUAAAGAAACAUUACCAUCAUUUGAGUUUACACAAAAACCUCAACGUCUGUUUUGUUCCAGUGUGAAUCUAAGAGAUUUUCGUCUGGCUCAAAUCAUGAUCUUUGCCAUUGAGGAGAUUAACAGAAGUGACAGUUUGCUCCCAAAUGUUUCUAUUGGCUACAAAAUCUAUGACACCUGUGGAUCAAGACUCUCUUCUAUGAGUGCAACCAUGGCAUUGAUGAAUGGUCAUGUUAUUGCAGCAGAGGACAGAUGCAAUGGACAGUCUCCAGUACAUGCUAUCAUAGGAGAAACAGAAUCUUCAACCACAGUGAUUCUGGCCAGAAAUACAGGACCUUUUAAAAUUCCAGUGAUAAGUCCCUCGGCCACAUGUGAAUGUCUCAGUAAUAGAAAACAUUACCCAUCAUUUUUCAGGACAAUUGCUAGUGAUUACCAUCAAAGCAGAGCACUUGCACAAAUAGUCAAGCACUUUGGCUGGUCUUGGGUGGGAGCUGUGAACAGUGACAGUGACUAUGGAAAUAAUGGAAUGACCAUAUUUCUGAAAGCUGCCCAGGAGGAGGGAAUUUGUGUGGAGUACUCAGUGAAAUUCUACCGAACAGAGACUGAAAAACUUAAAAAAGUUGUAGACACAAUAAAAAAAGGCACUGCAAAAGUGAUUGUUGCGUUUCUUUCCCAUUUUGAGAUGGGAAACCUGCUUGAUGAGCUAAGUAUUGAGAACAUUACAGACCUCCAAGUGAUUGGUGUGGAGGCAUGGAUAACUGCAAAGAGUCUGAUAACUCCAAGCAGCUUUCGUGUUCUGGGAGGGUCAAUAGGGUUUGCAGUGAGAAAAAUCAAUAUUGAAGGGUUUGCAGAUUACAUUAUUAAAGAAUUCUGGGACACAGCUUUUUCAUGCUCACAAAAGGAAGGGAAUUCUUCUCAAUAUGCAUUAAAUUGCAGUCAAUUUCAGGAUCUACUUGCAUUGAAAAAUUACAAAGAAGAUGUGUUGGAACAAAGCUAUUCAAGCAACGUCUACAAAGCAGUUUAUGCUGUGGCUCAUUCACUACACAUUAUGCUUAACUGUAAAGAAAGAAGUGGUUGUGAGAACGGUGUGACCAUUCCCCCACAUAAGGUGGUUGAGGCUCUUAAAAAUGUGCAUUUCACUACAAAGAUGGGAGAUUAUGUGUGGUUUGACAGCACUGGUGCAGUUGUAGCCCAAUAUGAAGUUGUAAACUGGCAGCAGGAUUCAGAUGGAUCAGUACAAUUUAAACCAGUGGGAUACUAUGAUGCUUCACUACCUCCUGACCAGCGCUUUGUGCUCAACACUGACAACAUUAUUUGGGCUGGAGGACAGCUAGAG